AUGACUGGCUUCCUUUGUGCCCUUGGGGGAGUGUGCCUCCAGCAGAGAAGUAAUUCUGGCCUGGAAGCCUAUAGCCCACCUGUGGGUCCAGUCAGUGAACAUAAGAGUUCCAUGAUUUCCGUGAUGUCCUUGGAGGGAAAUGCAGAUACACCUGUCAGCAAAUAUAUGGAUCAGCUGUUGUCAUUAAUGGUGUGUAACCAUGAGAAAGUGGUACUUCAAAUACGGACCAAUUAUAAGGACCUGGUGGGUCUAGAAUUGAGUCCUGCUCUUUAUCUGAUGCUAUUUAACAAACUGAAGAAUGCCAUCAGCAAGUUUUUUGACUCCCAAGGACAGGUUUUAUUGACUGAUACCAAUACUCAAUUUGUAGAGCAAACCCUAGCUAUAAUGAAGAACUUGCUAGAUAAUCAUACUGAAGGCAGCUCUGAACAUCUAGAGCAAGCUAGCAUUGAACCAAUGAUGUUAAAUAUGGUCAGGUAUGUUCGUGUGCUUGGGAAUAUGGUCCAUGCAAUUCAAAUAAAAACGAAACUGUGUCAGUUGGUUGAAGUAACGAUGGCAAGGAGAGAUAACCUCUCAUUUUGCCAAGAGAUGAAAUUUAGGAAUAAGAUGGUAGAAUACCUGACAGACUGGGUUAUGGGAACAUCAAACCAAGCAGCAGAUGAUGAUGUAAAAUGUCUUACAAGGUGGUUACCCAACGUUUCCCUCAGAACAGCAUCGGAGCAGUAGGAAGUGCCAUGUUCCUCAGAUUAUCAAUCCUGCCAUUGACUCACCAUGUGAAGCAGGGAUUUUAGAUAAAAAGCCACCACCUAGAAUCAAAAGGGGC
Molecule: messenger RNA, 820 nt
Organism: Symphalangus syndactylus (siamang)
Lineage: Eukaryota; Metazoa; Chordata; Mammalia; Primates; Hylobatidae
Product: neurofibromin-like
Source: RefSeq, a predicted model, not a curated record